Messenger RNA from Grosmannia clavigera kw1407, 999 nucleotides. RefSeq lists its product as uncharacterized. The record is from RefSeq and is a predicted model, not a curated record. The coding region runs from base 1 to 999 and encodes 332 amino acids. Lineage: Eukaryota; Fungi; Ascomycota; Sordariomycetes; Ophiostomatales; Ophiostomataceae. The transcript has a single exon.
AUGUUCAACCUUGCCAACAACAGCAAGCUGCGCGGCAUCGGCUACCGGGUGCUCAACGUGCUGCGGCCGUGCAACAUCAUCUCGCUGCUGGCCGUCACGGCAGCCAGCUGGGUCAUGGUGGUCAUGACGGCCAUUCGGGGCCAGUUCUUCUUCUUUGACGCCAUCGCCCACGUCUUCAUCUCGUCCGUGGCCAUGUUCCUCGUCCUGACCGAGGUGCAGUUCGGCUUCCUCAGCCGCUACUUUGCCCACUCCUGGCCCGUCUUCAGCAACCGCGACGGCUUCCUCUGGCUGGGCCUCGCCAUGAUCGUCCUCGGCUGCGACAUGCUGGCCAACCUGAACAAGCCGGCCUUUACGGUCGCCAACCUGGGCCUGCCGCUGUGGCGCCUCAUCCUGGCCGCCGGCAUCCUGUCCAUCACCUUUGGCACCGCCAACCUGAUCGCCACCGUCGUCUUCCGCGACGGCCCAGCGCGCCUGACCGCGCGCAUGAUCCGCGCUGACGGCAACCUGGCCGACGGCGGAAUGCUCGGCACCGCCAUCAGCAGCAGCGACAUGCGUGACUACUACUCGACCCGCAGCAACAGCCUGAAGCGCAUCAACACAACCCGCUCCACCAAGGAGGACGAGUCGCUAUACCCGCCCACCGACAGCGGCGGCGGCUUCGGCGGUGCUGCCGCCAACCGCUUCAAGCGCAUGACCCAGGUCUUCACUCGCAAAAACCCCCUCGCGGCCGCCUCCAGCGACAGCAAAAAGAUGCAGAUCAGUGCGCCCAUUCCCGUCGGCGCCGAUGCCUACGACAACGCUCGCGGCGACAGCUAUUCCCAUACGGCCGACGUCGACGUCGAACAUGCCGCUGCUUCCUCUGCUGCCAGCAACACCGACUAUGGCAGCUACCGCGAGGACCGCGCCAGUCCUAUCCUGCCGGCCGUACGUCGGCCACCCACUGCCAUGCACCCGGCCAUGAAUGGCCACUACAGCGUGGCCGACAUGUCGCAGUUCUAG